Brienomyrus brachyistius is the source of this 2946-nucleotide messenger RNA. RefSeq names its product glyceronephosphate O-acyltransferase (gene gnpat). Gene Ontology annotation, cellular component: mitochondrial membrane; peroxisomal membrane. Bases 117 to 2123 code for a protein of 668 amino acids. Gene Ontology annotation, molecular function: glycerone-phosphate O-acyltransferase activity. NCBI's taxonomy places the organism in Eukaryota, Metazoa, Chordata, Actinopteri, Osteoglossiformes, Mormyridae. The record is from RefSeq and is a predicted model, not a curated record. The transcript is spliced from 16 exons. Gene Ontology annotation, biological process: ether lipid biosynthetic process.
UGUGGUAUGCGAAUAUUUCUAAGUUCUGCUCUGGAUUGGGAAGUGAUACUUUGUCUUAGAGUCUAUAUCUACGCUACAUGCAGGCUUCAACCUGAGUAAUUUCCUUGUUUUACCGAAUGGCAUCAAGAACUCUGUACUCGCAAAGAGACCCAGCUUUAAAGAAGAGAGAUGACUUCGAGGAUAUCCUGGAAGAGAGGAGAAACAGCAGCGACCUGAAAUAUGCACUGAAGUGUUACAUGCCGGUUCUUUACAAGGGGGUCACACCCUGUAAACCGAGCAUGCUAAAGACUAUGGUGCUGCAGUCUGAGCAGCUUCGCUACGUUGUUACCGAGCUGUCGAAGGAGACCGGGGAGGCAACCGAGGUCAUCCAGGGGGAGGCCUUGGCCAUCUUGGAGGAAAUGGCACAUAAGCUACAGCUGGGCACCAUCCGGUUCUUUGCCUACAUGCUCAACAAAGCCUUCAAGACCCUGUACCAGAGGAUCCGCGUGAAUGAGGAUGGCAUCCAGAGACUUCAGCAGGCCAUCCAGGAGCACCCCCUGGUGCUGCUUCCAAGCCAUCGGAGUUACAUGGACUUCCUUAUCGUCUCCUACCUCCUGUACACCUAUGAUCUCGCCCUACCAGUCAUCGCUGCGGGAAUGGACUUCCUGGGCAUGAAGUUUGUGGGAGAGAUGUUGCGAAUGUCCGGCGCUUUCUUCAUCCGGCGCUCAUUCGGAGGGGACAGGCUGUACUGGGCCGUCUUCUCAGAGUACGUCAAGACGAUGCUGAGGAACGGAUAUGCGCCAGUCGAAUUCUUCUUAGAAGGCACAAGAAGUCGAACGUGCAAGUCUUUAACUCCCAAAUUAGGUCUUCUCAACAUCGCAAUGGAACCCUUCUUUAAGGGGGAGGCGUUCGAUGUUAGCAUGGUGCCAAUCAGCAUCAGCUACGAGCGGGUGCUGGAGGAGGCGUUGUAUGCCCGUGAGCUGCUCGGGGUGCCCAAGCCCAAGGAGUCCACGUCUGGACUUCUGAAAGCUCGAAGGAUCCUCAGUGAGGACUACGGCAGUAUACACGUGUAUUUUGGUCAACCGGUGUCCCUUCGCAGUCUGGCCCAGGGCAGAAUCAACCGCUCCCAAUACAACCUGAUGCCCAGACACAUCCCCCAGAGGCCCAGCGAGGAUGCCCAGGUGUUCGUAAAUGACGUGGCCUACAAGAUGGUGCGUCUUCAGGAGGAGAGCAUGGUGCUACGACCCUGGGUUCUGGUGGCCACCGUCCUUUUGCAGAACCCGCACGGCGUGGAAGUGGUGUGGCUCACCGAGCAGACAGCCUGGCUCCGGGGACUGGCUCAGGCUUUUGGGGCCUUCCUGGACUGGCCUGACCACAUCUCUGCCAGUAGGGCAGUGGCCUCUGGUCUGGCCCUGCACCCCAACCUGGUGUGUGCGGAGAGGGGCCGCGUGCGGCUGGCAACAGAGCCGAAGGGCACCGGGGCCAGAGCACCGGAGGAGGACCUGUUUAACCACGCCGUCACCGUGCUCUCCUGCGCCUCCUACAGGAACCAGGUCCUGCACGUGUUUCUGCGCCCUGCCCUGCUGGCCAUGGCGAUGGAGAUUGCGCCCACCUCCAGAAAAGACGACGUGUACAGCUGCUUCGGCUACCUGCGAGACAUGUUCUCCAACGAGUUCAUUCUCUGUCCUGGAGCAGAAGUCCAGGACUUCGACGAGGCCUGCUUUCUCCUGACGAAACGCAGCGCCAUUCAGAUCCUGAAGCAGGACAUCGAGGCCACAGAACGGGGCCAGCCCACCCUCACAUUCCUUUCCGCCAUGUUUCAGCCGUUCUUGAUGGGUUACCAGGUGGUGUGCCGGUACCUGUGCGAGGAGGUGGCAGAGAGCCUCCCCGAGAAGAGCUACGUAGCCGGAGUGCGCAGCUAUGCCGUUAAACGCAUCCUGUCGGGGGAGCUGACGUGCUUGGAGGUGCUGUCUUCAGACCUGCAGAAGAACGUCCUGGCGGCCCUGCUGAGGAUGGGCGCCUUGAGAAAAAGCAAAGUAGGCGAGCAGGUGACUCUCCGCGUGAACAAGUCGGCGAUAAACACGAUAGAGAACACGCUCGGAGGCAGAGUCUCCACACAGAAGCCUGUUCUCGCCCGACUGUAACUCUCGCAUCUGAGGAUCCAGGCUGCGUCUCCACGACGGCCAAGUCACCCGAAGACGACGCGGUGCUACUGCCCUUACGCCGUUUCCUUUUAAGAGAGACUUGGCAACCCAAGUGGGAGUGUGUUGCUUCCUACAUCAAAGCUGAUUAUCCCUUUUCAAAAUAGUGCUUUAAAAAUAAUGCUACAGAUGUGCUAUGAAGCAUAACCUACUGUCACUAACGUGGUUUGAAAGCCAUCCGUGGGAGUGCCAAGUCCGAUCCACCAUCGUCUUCUGGCAGACCCCAAGUUCUCAAAGAAACGAACCAAAAGCCAGUGACUUCAGCUAGGUCACCCUAACCCUUUUUAUGCGAGAUGUACAGCUCUAACGUUGGAUGUUAUCCUUGUUCACUGUGUUUUGCAGACUUUAUUUAUUUUUUUGUUACAUGGUAAUUUAAUCCAGUGUCAUUGUGCACUUUGGAUGGUUCUCUUGUGUUAAGGGAGAGUGUGCGGUUAUUAAUGAGUGUAAAUCUUGUUCAUUUUGGAUUCCAGCAGAGCAUCAUGAUGGUAAUAAAUGUGUGUGACAGCCAUCCCCCCCCAUUAUGUAUUACAUUAUGUAGGGUAUGCUUGCGUGUGAUUGAAGGUGAACAGUUUUUUUUUUUUCGUCUCUGCAGAUGUGCCACCUUAGCAUUAACCAAAUCAGUCUGUUGUUCCACUCAUUUUUGGAUGCACUCCAGAUCAGUCACCUAUUCUCCAUGGAUGCGAAAUUUACAACCAACUCAUGAACCAUUCAGUGUUUACUGUAUGCCUUUAAAAAUACAACAGGGAGAUGUGGAGAAGUGUAGAUC